GCCAACUCCAUCCCCACCAGAAAACCGAACAUCUGAGCGUCCCUGGAAGCAGCUCGGCGGGCGCAGUCAUUAUUGCGCCAGUCUGACACCCGCCAGCGAUCUUCCUCGUCGCGAUCGUGCCGACUUUCCGAAGUAUUUCAGAGACUUGGUCGCGGUACCAACGCCUCAGCAGGAGCGUGCGUGCGAGAGGAGAACGGCCUCGUGGUCACCUCGCGAGCGCACUCACGGUAUCGCGUCACGGUACCCCGGCGUGUGUACGAUGAGACUUUUCUCGAGGAACGAGGAAAAUGUGACGUGAGAGACUGACCUUCGGCAGGUCCUUCGGCGAGUGCGACACGUUCCGCGACGCAGUCAGUAACGCGCGGGCGCGGGUCAUCCUGCAAAGUGACCGUCACGAUGAGGAGGUUCCUGUCGACGGCAGCGGUGUGCUGCUGGCUCCUGGUGGCGCUCGGUGUCGGCCAGGUCGCCGGACAAUUAUUGGACACGGAGUUCCAGCCGACGGUGACGGCAACGUGCAAGGGCGGCUACAUGACGAUACGCGUCAAUCUCAAUCAGAGUUUCGUAGGCGCGGUCCACGCUCGGGAUCAUCGAACCCCGCAGUGCAUGGUAUCCGGCAACGGCACCACGCACGCCACCCUGGGCAUCAACCUAUUCGCGUCGCAGGACAGUCCCGAGUACUGCGGAGUCCUCGUGAACAACCACACAGAAGAACGUUCCAUUCCCAUUGCCGUUAGAAUACAUAAAACUCUGGAGCUGGCGGACGACAAAUUUUAUGUCAUUACGUGUGGAAAGGCAGGCUUCAAAAAUGCCAAAAAUGAAACUUCGCUGGUCUCCUUGCGCCUUCUGGAUGAAGGUGUCAGAGUACAAGAAGCUAUAUACGGUCACAACUACACUCUGCGUGCCGAGAUUUCACGUCCAGACGGAAUGUACGGGAUUCGAGUCAAGAAUUGCUUCGCAUUCAACAAGCUCAAUUCCAGUGUACAGCUUAUAGAUGAGAAAGGCUGUCCCGUGAAAGUUCGAAUGACGAAAUUCAUAUACGAUCGAAGCACCGGUAUAGCGGAUGCCACAUUGUUCUCGAUGUUCCGGUUUGCCGACAGUUCAGAGGUGCAUUUCCAAUGCGACAUCGCCGUGUGCAGAGGGAGUUGCGGUACUCCUGUAUGUGAAGGAGACAAAGAGGAACUAAUAAAGGGUGGCUCCUCCCCUAACGGACAAAGUGUUAAUGGCGAAGAAGGAGUGCUACUUGCUGGAACAAGCGUUUUUGUUCUUCAACCAGGCGAAAAACGAAUUGUACAAACAUUGUACGAUGAUGGCAGCGUGCAUCCGCUUUGGCUUCUGUGGCUGGCGGUGGCACUCGGGAUAUUAUUCCUCAUCAUGCUCAUUAUCAACAUAUUCCUAUGUUCGGCAAUGACCUGUAGCUGCACCCGGACCGACAUUAUCGAGAAGGAGCCGUCAAUCAUCGAGGAUUACGAUCCAUACCGCAGCUGGCACGGCUCUCAAUACGGGUAUUCGUUAAACGGCAAGCAAGGAUACGCCUCCGGGGGAUCUACCAUGAAUUCUACGAGGUCAAUAUCGACGAAUAGCGAUCACUAUGCGAUAGUACAUUCCCGACCAGGAAGCAGAUACUCUGGUCCUGGACAAAAACAUCAUCAUCAUCACAGAGGACCGCCGUCCAACAUCGGUUCCCAUUAUUCCGGAAAGUGACGUUUCCAUUAGUUUCAUUUAUCAAAAACUAUAGAACUUCAUUGUUUUCAUUAAUGUUACUUUAAUUAAACAUGAAUUUUACGCGCCAUUAGUGGCAUUAUUUCAAUCGCACGAACGACAAGGAAUCGAUUUAAAUGUAAAAUAUCACCGAUACAAUCUUAGGAUCAUUUUUAUAUUUUUAAAGCAUUCAAUCAAUUAAAUGAUAUCAACACUUUCUGUCACACUCGUUUAAGAGGUAGACUUAAGUCGAUGAUCAUCUAUUUUCUGCGUUGAGACAAAUAUAAUAAAAAAGUUAUAAAUAAUCAGCGAUUUAGAAAUUUAAUACAAUAGCUUGUCCAUGAUUGACAACGCGUAAAUAAAUUUUAUGCGAUGCAUAUCAAGAGAGUGUUAAUAUCUAAAAUUUGAUAUCUAGUGUGUGUGAGAUGAAUACUAAUUUUCAUAUCUUGCCACAAUUUGAAAUUUUCCGUCUAUGAAAAAUAGAAUAAAAUUAUAUAAUGUUGAUAUACCUUUUCGUUUCUCUUGCAAGAAAGUUUUUAUUUUAUACUCUUGCACUUGUUAAUAAUAUCAACGAUAAUAAGCAACGCGUGAUCGAAUGCGGAUCAAAUAUAUUAACGAGAUAAAUUUUUUUAUGAAUAAGCGCGAUUAUAUAAAACUACGCAUCGAUAUUUUUAUAUUUAGCUUUAUCAUUUGUGAAAUGAUUCUCGUGUGCUAGACUGCGUAUAUGUAUCAUAAUAUAUAUAAUAGUCAUAAGCAUAGGCACUAGCACUUAAAAUUGCGCAACAUUGAUCCUAAUUAAGAGAAAUACUAGUUAAAUGCUUUUUGUACAUAAAUCCAUUAAUCUAAAAACA
Molecule: messenger RNA, 2549 nt
Organism: Camponotus floridanus (Florida carpenter ant)
Lineage: Eukaryota; Metazoa; Arthropoda; Insecta; Hymenoptera; Formicidae
Exons: 9
Coding region: 397-1701 (434 amino acids)
Source: RefSeq, a predicted model, not a curated record